Molecule: messenger RNA, 3706 nt
Organism: Monodelphis domestica (gray short-tailed opossum)
Lineage: Eukaryota; Metazoa; Chordata; Mammalia; Didelphimorphia; Didelphidae
Source: RefSeq, a predicted model, not a curated record
GGUGUGGCUGCGGGGAAGAGGCCCCGCCCCUCCAGAAUGCUUCUCCAAGGCGUGUCCAUGGCGACGGCAGCGGUGGCGGCGGCGGCGGCGCUGCGAGCCUGUGGAGGCGCCGCCGCCGCCGGGGUCUCAGUGCUAGCUGCAGAAUCUACAAAAAAUAUGGAGACUACUGUCAGCAAAACCAGUGAAUCAGAGGAAGACUAUGGCGAGGAAGAGGAGUCAGAGGAGGAAAGUGUUAAAAAGGCUACAGACCCCUCUAAUGCUUCGCAACAGAGCAGCACAGAGGCAGUUGGGAAUGGGGUCCCCGCUUCCACUGUCAAGAAGUCUCCGAAGAAAGUAGCAGCUCCCUCUGAGCCAGAGGACUCGGAUAUUGGGAGGAAAAGGAGACGUCGGAAACGAAAGCUCCUGACUAUCAACCUGACCAAUUGCAAGUAUGAAAGUGUUCGACGAGCAGCCCAGCUCUGUGGCCUGAAGGAGGUGGGGGAAGAUGAGGAAUGGACGGUUUAUUGGACUGACUGUUCUGUCUCACUGGAGCGUGUUAUGGACAUGAAGAGGUUUCAGAAAAUCAACCACUUUCCAGGAAUGACAGAAAUCUGUCGCAAAGAUCUGCUGGCCCGGAAUCUCAACCGCAUGCAUAAGCUCUAUCCUUCCGAGUAUAAUAUCUUCCCCCGGACCUGGUGCCUCCCUGCAGACUAUGGGGACUUUCAGAACCAUGGACGUCAGCGGAAAACUCGUACUUAUAUCUGUAAGCCAGACAGUGGCUGCCAGGGACGGGGUAUCUUCAUCACCCGGAAUCCUCGGGAGAUCAAACCAGGGGAGCAUAUGAUCUGUCAGCAGUAUAUAUCUAAGCCUUUCCUCAUCGAUGGCUUCAAGUUUGAUAUGAGAAUCUAUGUCCUGAUCACAUCCUGUGACCCACUUCGUGUCUUCAUGUAUGAAGAAGGUUUAGCCCGCUUUGCUACCAUGCCGUACAUGGAACCCAGCAUCAGCAAUCUGGAUGAUGUCUGCAUGCACCUGACCAACUAUGCUAUCAACAAACACAAUGAGAAUUUUGUCCGGGAUGAGACUAUAGGCAGUAAGAGGAAGCUGUCAACACUCAAUACCUGGCUGAGGGACCACAGCUACGAGCCAAGAGAACUGUGGGGGGAUAUCGAGGACAUCAUCAUCAAGACUGUAAUCUCCGCUCAUUCCGUCCUUCGACACAACUAUCGAACCUGCUUUCCACAGUAUUUGGGUAGUGGUACUUGUGCCUGCUUUGAGAUCCUUGGCUUUGAUAUCUUAUUGGACCACAAGCUGAAGCCCUGGCUGCUAGAGGUAAAUCACUCUCCAAGCUUCACCACAGACUCAUGCCUUGACCGGGAAGUGAAGGAUGCACUUCUUGGUGAUGCCAUGAACCUUAUCAACUUACGAGGCUGUGACAAAAAGAAGGUGCUAGAAGAAGAUAAACGGAGAGUUAAGGAACGACUUUUCCAAUGUCAUCAACAGCCACGAGAAUCCCGGCAUGAUUCCUACAAGCGAGAACAAUUGGAGUCAUCAAAUGCGGCAUUGCUGGAUCAGGAGAGGUAUGAGAACUCCCACCUAGGUGGCUAUCGGCGUAUCUACCCUGGGCCAGAUACUGAAAAGUAUGCACCAUUCUUCAAGCACAAUGGCUCCCUUUUCCAGGAGACUGCUGCCUCCAAAGCCAGGGAAGAAUGUGCCAGGCAGCAACUGGAGGAGAUUCGCCUGAAGCAGGAACAGCUUGAGGCCACAGGCAACAAUAACAUCAAGAAGAGGAAAGAAAAUAAGGAUGUCAACCAGGGUGAAUCAGCAGGAGAGAAGAACAGGCCCAGGGUGGGGCCCAAGAGCCUGCCCUCUCGUCUGAGCUACAUGAGGUCUAGGAACCAAGAAAAGCAGCUGCCAACAGUACAGGUGGACACCAUGCAACCUCAAGAUAUUGUGGAGGAAGAGGAGCUGGAGCGGAUGAAGUCCCUUCUCCAAAGGGAAAAUCUUAUUCGUAGUCUGGGUAUUGUAGAUCAGCUUACCCGUUUGCUGCACCCUACUCAACGAUCCCAGAACAAAUUCCCUUCAAAUCGGGCUAGAUUUCACCAGGACGGACUUGGCAACCGAGAUGUGCAGUCUGUGAAUUUCGUCCCUUUGUCCCUUCUAAGAGAAGGGUCCAUCACAGAACUGGGUCCUAACUUCAUACAACCAGUCCGGACUCACACAUUCAUCCCCAACAUCUUGGGCCCAUUGUCAAAUAUGAGGGCAACCAUCCCCCACCCCUCCCAGUGCCAGCUGCAGCCCAAGAACCUCAACUGGUUAGGUACCUCUUCUACGUUAGGUACCUCUUCUGCAGGCAGUGGUUCGAACUCACUUACAAUGAAGAAGUCAGGCAGACGUUAUUUUUCCAGUGCCCGAUGCAAGCAUGAGAGCCAGGGCCAAACAAACAGAAGGCUAGAAGCUAUGAACCGGGCAUUGGCAGGAUCAGUGCCGCCCUCCCUAACCCCAAGGCAGGGCUACCUUCUGCACCCUGAGAGAGAGGCAAGUGACUCCUGGGCUGGCUGCAGCUUGCCCUCCAUGACAGAAUCCAGGCACAGAGCCACAGCCCGUGAGCUGACAUUGUGCCCUGCCUCAGCACCCCUUCUCCAGCACUCUACUGCACUGGGUCUCCUCAACAUCAGCCACCACAGACAUCUGAAACAACAGAAAAAACAAAUUCUGUUCCAGAAAAUUGGGAGAGAGAUGAUGCCCUCAGGUGCCCCACAAAGGAUUCUGAGCAGGAAUGCCAUGGUGCAGAUCAGGUAUUUACAUAAGGAAUUCUCUAAGGAUUGGUCAGUUUCCAGAUUAGCUGAAGGCUUUGGAGUCAGCACCGAUGUGAUCAGAAGGGUUUUAAAGAGUGUGGCUCACAUCUUAACCAAAGAAGCAGCUGUUACGGACAUCGCGGUACUGCAGGCCGCCUUGCUGCACGACACUGUGGAAGAUACGGAUACUACUUUAGAGGAGGUGGAGGAACAUUUUGGGGCAGAGGUGAGGUCCAUCGUAGAAGAAGUGACUGAUAACAAAGCACUGUCCAAGCUAGAACGAAAGCAGCUGCAGGUGAAGAACGCUGCGCACAGCAGCCGGCCGGCCAAGCUGGUGAAACUUGCAGAUAAACUGUACAACCUUCGAGACUUGAAGCGGUGCACCCCAGUCGGUAAAUGUAAUCAGCAGACAUGUGGGUCAGAGAGGGAUAGAAAGCCCCUUCUGUGGAUACAGGAUGGUCUGAGCAAAGGGUUCAGGAGUACUUUGAGUGGGCAGCACAAGUGGCAAAGGGCCUUCAGGGCACAAGCCCUCAAAUGGAAGAGGCACUGCAGAAACUCUUCCAAGAACGAGGACUGUCACUGUGAGCAGCAGUGGGAAACCAGAAAUGCUGUCAAGAGUUUGGCCUAAUUUGGGCCAAGAAGAGGAUUCAUCAAUCAAUUCUGAAAUUUGUUUUUUUUGGGUUCUUUUAUAAUAUUGAAGCCCAUCCCAAAGCAUAUUGGUUCCUUUGAUAAAAAAAAAAAAUAUUACAAACCGGGGAGACUUGCAUUCUUCAUGCUCCCCGAGUUAAAUACUGAUUUGUGGAAAUCAAAAUGCCUUCAGUCCUUUAUAAUAUACAGUCAUCUUGAAGAUUGCUCUCAGGGUCCUGUUGCUUCUUUUUAAAUUGGGUUCACUGAUAAUAGUGGUGACAUAAAAACUUUUUUUUUGUUUACCA